Messenger RNA from Pundamilia nyererei, 2674 nucleotides. Its product is annotated as integrin alpha-M-like. Gene Ontology annotation, molecular function: integrin binding. The record is from RefSeq and is a predicted model, not a curated record. Gene Ontology annotation, biological process: cell-matrix adhesion; cell-cell adhesion; cell adhesion mediated by integrin. Gene Ontology annotation, cellular component: external side of plasma membrane; integrin complex. Lineage: Eukaryota; Metazoa; Chordata; Actinopteri; Cichliformes; Cichlidae. The transcript has 19 exons. Bases 1 to 2178 code for a protein of 725 amino acids.
AUGGCAAUUGUUAUAACCAAAAAUGGCACACUUACUAUUAUUGGUGCUCCAAGAUAUAAACACAGAGGAGUGGUGGUCGCUGUUAACAGACAAAGCUUUGAAAACCAAAAGAUUGAGCCCUUUUCAUCACAGUAUCAGACUGGUGAAUAUUUCGGGGCAGAGGUGUGUACCAUGGACAUAAAUAAUGAUGACAUCACUGAUCUAAUCUUCAUAUCAGCCCCAAUGUACAUGGAGCCUGAUAGAGAGGGAAGAGUUUAUGUUUGCAGACUAACUGGUUUGUUUGUGGAGUGUAAUUUUGAUGAUCCAUUAGUACUAAGAGGACAUGCAGCUGUCAAAGGAAGGUUCGGCUCUUCUCUUGCUGUGCUGCCUGAUCUAAACUCAGAUGGAUUCAGGGAUUUGGCAGUUGGAGCACCUUUGGAGAAUAAUGGUGAAGGCAGCAUCUACAUAUUCCACAGUGAAGGAGGAGGAAGAAUCAGUUCUACUUACUCACAGAGAAUAACUGGCUCUGAGGUCCAGUCAGGACUGAAGUUCUUUGGCCUGUCCAUCAGUCAGUCGUCUUUUGACCAGAGUGGUGAUGGACUUCCUGAUUUAGCGGUGGGUUCAAAGGGCACAGUUGUCUUACUGAGAUCAAGACCCAUAGUACUGAUUGAAGCUGACGUGUCAUUCAGCCCAAACCGAAUUCCUACUCAGAAUGUAGACUGCUCAAAACCAUUGGAGAACACAGCUGAAAUCUGCUUUACUAUGAGUACAAUAUCUACAGUCAACACAGCUCAAGUGAAGAUUAAUUAUACUUUAAUACUGGAUGCCACUCGCAAGCAUCCAAAAAACCGAGCUUACAGCAGUGGGAAACAACAAGAGGAGUCCGGAUCAGUUAUUAUUGACUUAAGAAGAAAAAAGUGUUCAACUAUAAAAUUUCUUAUUGAGGCCUGUCCAGAAGAUGCUCUUAAUGAACUUUCCAAUUAUCUUGAAUUUUUGUUUUAUGGGUUGCCCUCCAACACAAAUCUCAGACCAAGUCUUUCCCAGCAAGCUCAAACAACAACAAUUUAUCCAUUGAGGUUUGAGAUUAACUGCAGGACUGACAACAAAUGUGUUGAUAACCUGAAAGUGGAUUUCAAUUUCACCAGAUCCUCAGUGGUUAAAGUGGGCAUUGAUGAGCUUCUGAAUGUCACAGUCACAGUGGAGAACAGAGGCGAAAACUCCUACAACAGUCGUGUUAUUCUCACGUACCCAGCUGGACUCUCCUACAGGAAGUUCACCAUUCAGCAGGGAAGAAUUGAGUGCAACUCCUUGGACAGUGAAGAUGGUUUAUCACAAGGAAUGACAGACUGCACUAUUGACAAGCCAAUUUUCAAGAGCAAAACUGAGGCUUCCUUCAUUGUCGCCUAUGAGAUCAAAACCAACAGUCAACUUGAGAGGAAGAUUUUUGUCACUGCAGAUAUCACCAGUGGAAAUCAGGAGCAUGCCCCUACAAGUGAACUUUACAAAAAGCAAUGGAUUGAUGUGAAAUACAGCAUUUUCAUGACAUUUGAAAGCUCCCUUAGCUACAACAAUUUCACAUUUGGGAUGACAUUUCAGAAACCAGUCCAACAGUCAAUCAAGGUUACAAAUUAUAUCAGAACACUUAACUUUACCGUGGUGAUCAGGGUUCCAGUGAAACUUGGUGAAAAAGACAUUUGGGUGGAUUUGAGCAGCCUACAGAUUUCAGACUGUCAGAGUGGAAAUGAUGAAGAACCAGGUGCCACAGAUUUUGUUCCAAAGAUACAAAAGGAUAAAGUGGUGGACUGCUCUGUAGCCAUGUGCAGAGUGUUCAAGUGCAACACAUUCAUGGCAAGGCUGCAGAGUAGGACGUACAAAAUCUCUGCCAACCUCAGUUCAAGAUGGAUAGAGCAGAUUGGACUUCAAUCUGCCAAAUUCCUCUUGACCAGCACAGCCAGUCUGGAGUACGAUGAAACCCAGUACAUCUACUUUUCAACAGGGUCCAACAGUAAUCCUCCUGUAUACAAGAUAGAGGCAGAAGUAGACGUGUGGCCUGAGCCAGAUUUUACCAAAGAGAUCAUUGGAGGAUCCCUGGGAGGUUUGGCCUUUCUGGCUUUACUCACUGUUGGCCUGUAUAAGGCUGGAUUUUUCAAGAGUAAAUAUAAACAGAUGAUAAGUGAAAAUGCAAAAGACAGCAGCUAAUGCAGGUGCAUCCCCAGCGGAAUUACCUAAAAAGAAACAAUCAUGGUGUGUGUAAAUGUUCAUGCCACCACAUUUGAAGAAUUAUACAAAAAAACAGCUGUGUCUGAAAUCAUUCCCUCACUCACUCAUUCACUAUUAUCUAUAACAUAGGUUCCUACCUGGUGGUCAUGACCCUAAAAAUUGGGUCACAACAUAAACCUCAAAUAUCAAAGAACGUUUAUUUUUUUACAAAGUACCUUCAGAAGUGCUUCAUAGUCUUUUACAGGAUCAUACACAUUCAUCAGAAUAUGAGAAAAAAACUCAAAAUUAAGAUGUCUGAACAGAAGAACAUAAUUGUCAAUUUACUGCUUAGAUAUCACACAUUCACCCCAAGGUAAAGCAUCAUAAAUAUAUAUAAUUCAGACUCCUGGAAAAGACUAAAUGCAGUGAACUACUGGAUCGGAAUAGAGGGAUUUUGAUCCAAUCCUGUGGUAGAUCUUUUCAAAGUGGCUGUAUA